GGGAGAACUGGAAGGAGAAGAAACGAAGGAAGAAGACUAUUAAUGAGCUGAGUGAGAGCGAGCAAAGGCAUAGACGCAAGUUAUGGAGAGAGCAUCAGAAAAGAAGUAGGCUCAAGAGGAAGGCUGCCAGGGCCCUAAAUUAACUUUUUUUCCACCACCAGCCAAAAUAGUAAGUAGAUGUAAAUCUUACUAGCCAAACACACACUCACUAAGUAAUGAGUAAACGUGGCUAGUAAGUACAUCUUUUGUGCCAACCAAACUGAAAAUUCAAAAGCAUUUGGCCGGUUGGCUGGUGUUAAUAUAGAGCCCUGAAGGCUGCAUCACCAAUAGCCAAGUCCUGCACCACCAGAGCCAGAUCCUGCAUCACUUAUAGCCUUGCCAGGUUACCACCAGACCUAAUCACAAGUAGGGCUGCACAAUUAUCGUGGCAAUAGUGACCUACCUUUGAGAGCGUACUUGAAGCCAGAACAUACUGACAGGCUGGUGUUUCUGGCCAGAAAUCUGUCCACCUGAGUUUCAUGCUAUUGCCUUUACAUAAUUAUUACAAUUUAUUUUAUUUUGCUCAUCCCGUAUAUAAUUCAUUCUUGGUUAUAUUUCAUCUUGUUAUAAUUUGCAAAAAAAUCAAUAAUCGUGAUUAAUAAUCGUGAUUAAGGUUUUGACCAAAAUAAUCGUGAUUACGAUUUUUUCCAUAAUCGUGCAGCCCUAAUCACAAGUGAGAUUAGGUCUGGGGACCUGCCUACUGUAAAUUCCGUAGGGGGCGGAAUACUUGGCUAUUAUGACACAUUGCCCUGCUCUCUGAUUGGACAGAGACACUGUAAAGGUCGGAAUGCUGCUUGGCCGUUAAGACACACCAGCCCCUCUCUCUGAUUGGACGGAGACCGGGACCAUGAUCUUGUCCGUUAUGAGUCAUCGUCCCCAGACUGUCUUUCAGAUCGAAACGAUUGUGUAGAACUAAAGGCAGUAUGGGAGUUCCCAGGCUACCAAUAGCCAAGGCCUGCACCAACAUUAGCCAGAUCCAGCACCAGAGCCAGGUCCGGCAACAGUGUCAGAGCUACGUCUUUCAAGGAGGAGGAUCACAACCGUCAUUGUCUGCAGUCCCCAAAUUCCCAGCCAUUGGCGACAGGAAGGUGGAAAAGAGGAGGUCAUACAAGUCUGGAAAGGAUGUCUCCACAAGGUGUGCAAUGGAAAAGGACCAACAGGUGGUGCACGUACAAGACGAGCCCAAUCUCGAACAAGAGCAGCACACACACACACAGGAAAAAACGCCCCGCCAACACCACCGCCACCGCCAACAUCCUGGCAAGCGUGUUACGAGGACAACAAAUUCUCUCUCCGCACAGAAGCUCAAGCGCCACCACUGUGACGAAUGUGGCAAGAAUUUCACACAAGCGCGAAACCUGCGGAGGCACAACCUCAUUCACACGGGAGAGAGGCCUCAUCAGUGUACACAGUGCAGUCUGUGUUUUAGACAAUGUGGAGAUCUGCGAGCGCACCUCCGCAUCCACACAGGUGAUAGGCCUUAUCGUUGCCCAUGUGGCAAGACUUUCACACAAGCGUCCAACCUGAGGAGGCAUCAGCGCGUCCACUUGGGAGACAAACCACACAAAUGUACUGUAUGUGACAAAAGUUUUGCUCAGUUAGCCCAUCUCACAAAACACCAGCGCCUUCACACGGGGAAUGAGCCCCAGUGUAGCCAGGCUUUCACAGAAGGGAGCACUGUCAACGAAUAUUCGAAGUUCGAAUUCGAGUUCGAAUAGUGUUUAAAAAAAAGCACAAAUUCAAAAUGUGUAAAUUAAUAUUCGAAUGUGGGAAAAAAAACGUGCCUGCUAAAGGUAACUCUGGCUACGCUGACUGAAAGCAGGAAGUGUAGCCCAACUGAACGGCAAGAUAAAAUAUUUAAGCUCCCAAAUCGUUUUGUACUUUUCAGCUACUUGGACAGUUGUUGCUGCAUUUCUAUGAAGUUGUCAGUUCUAACUUCUAACUGGAGUGAUGUUAAUUGUUCAUGGUCUUGACUGACUCGCAGCGCGGCUGCUCCUUUAAAUUAUCCACGCUGGUUUUGUUGACAGGUGGAGAACUCGUCUUUUGUUUGACGAGCGCACCUCCACAUCCACACAGGUGAUCAGCUUUAUCGUUGCCCUUGUGGCAAGUCUUUCACACAAGCGACUACACUCGGGAGACAAACCACACAAAUGUACUGUAUGUAACAGAAGUUUUAAUCAGUUAGCCCAUCUCACAAAACACCUGCGCCUUCACACAGGGAAUAAAUAAGCCCCAGUGUAGCCAGACCGUGGGUAGUCAUGGGUAAGCGGUUAGGGCGUCAGACUUGUAGCCCAAAUGUUGCCUGUUUGACUCCCGACCCACCAGGUUGGUGGGGGGAGUAAUUAACCAGUGCUCUCCCCCAUCCUCCUCCAUGACUGAGGUACCCUGAGCAUGGUACCGUUCCGCCGCACUAUUCCCUAUAGGGCGCCAUUGGGGGCUGCCCCCUUGCACGGGUGAGGCAUGAAUGCAAUUCCGUUGUGUUCAGUGUGCAGUGUGCACUUGUGUGCUGUGGAGUGCUGUGUCACAAUGACAAUGGGAGUUGGGAGUUGGGAGUUUCCCAGUUGGGCUUUCACUACACUUGACUUCACUUUCACACAAGCAAACACCUCCCCCAACCACUGUGAAGUGUGGCGAACGUGUGGUUAGAGAGUUGGUCUUUCUAUCUAGAGCAGCGGUGGGGAACCUUUUUCAUUCGGAGGGCCACUUCAAAUUCACCCGAGGGCCGUAAAAGGCCUCCGAGGGCCGUACUAUGAACACAAACCAGGAUUUCCCCCUGCACUUUAGGCCUAAAUUAAAGGCAUUCACCUUUAAAACAGACCCCACCUUCUCUACGUUCCCUGAAUAUAACUAAAUUGUAUUGCAAAAGCAUUUUCUAAGGUUCCUUCACAAAAUAUGUCAUAUUUCAUGUGAAGCUGCAUAAUAUUAAAAUUAUCUCAGGGGGCCGGAUAAAACGGCCUCAAGGGCCGCAAAUGGCCCUCGAGACAUAGGUUCCCCACCCCUGAUCUAGAGGUUGUCGGUUCGAACCCCCCCUGACGUCUCCAUACAUCUCCAUCCAUGGCUGAAGCGCCCAGCAAGGCACCUAACCCCACAUUGCUCCAGGGACUGUAACCAAUACCCUGAAAAAUAAUAGUUGUAAGUCGCUUUGAAUAAAUGAGAGCGUCAGCUAAGUGCAAUGUAAUGUAAUAAUGUACUGUAAUGUCGCCGGGCAUCCACAUUCAGACAUGCACAUUAGCACAUAGGAAGAGUGGCAAACGUGUAAGGGAUGAUGUAGCCCAAGGCUAUUCAAUUAGAAUUUCAUCUGGGCCAGAACUACAGUCGGGCCACACAUUUUCAGACAUCACGACCACUGAAAUUACACUUGAAAUCAGUAGUCCACGAACAAAUUUUAAACAUAGUUCCUCUAACCUAAAACUUAACCACAUUGAAUGUGAAUGUGUAAGAGAAGCAGAAGAUUCACAAGCAAUAAUGUGUUGUACUGCAGUAACAAAACUGAAAUGUAUACUGCUUCAUUUGGGGGCCAUGCCUGGGCCGCAUGUGGACUGCAUCUGGGCCGCAUGUGGCCCUCGGGCUUCCAAUUGUAUAGCCCUGAUGUAGCCUAUUGUCCAAAUCUGAUGGUCGCUAAAUAUUUCCAGACGGGGUGAACAACACCCAGACGCUGAAGGGGGCUUCAGUCAGGCAGCCCCGGUCACUACGCGAUGUCUCGCCUACUAAACUUAGGUUCAUUACAGGACCCUUUCUGUCUAAUCAGUGACAGUAAUUCCAGAAACUUCAUUGGCAACACAAACAAUGCUGAGCCCUGACCAUCAUUAUCAAUCCUGUUACAGGCUUCAGCAGCUGUGCUUAUUUGGGCGCAGCGGCCACUAUCGAAAAAAAGUUGACUACAGAACGUUGGGGAAGCCCAUUGAAAGUGAAUGGGAGCCCUCCCAACAUUCUAGAGCAGUGUUUCCCAACCAGGGGUACGUGUACCACUAGGGGUACGCGAGCACACCUCAGGGGGUACGCAGAAAAAAGUAAUAAUAGCAAAUAUAUUGAGUGUAGUCACAUUGGGAUAGAGGAUCAAAGCAUGAGUGAGGGCAAGGGGGUACUCAUCAUAUGACAAAAUGGCUUAGGGGGUACGCAGGACACAAAAGGUUGGGAAACUCUGUUUUAGAGGGCUGUAUUAUAAAUGUACUACAUCUCGCCACACAUCCGCAUUCACACAUAUCCGUUAACACAUGGGAAGAAUUAGACCAACUUGCCAGGCAAAAAAAAUUUUUUCGGGUUCAUCUACUUUACCAGGGUGGUUCUAAAUUUCUGUUCUGACAAUGCACAGAAUAUCUCGUAAAUAACUUGUAAAUGCAUGUAUGUAAGGUUAUUACAUUGUAUAAACUUGCAAAGGCUUGUCGAAAGAUCCAAAAUCAUACAGUUCUAUUUCUGUUCAGUUCAGUUUCUAUUUUAAUGAAAUUCGUGUACACUAUUGACUUCAAAGAAAACAUUAAAAACAUUGUCUGAUUCAUUGUCAA
This is a messenger RNA of Engraulis encrasicolus (European anchovy), 4541 nucleotides long. RefSeq names its product zinc finger protein 239-like. Gene Ontology annotation, molecular function: RNA polymerase II cis-regulatory region sequence-specific DNA binding; DNA-binding transcription factor activity, RNA polymerase II-specific. The transcript has 2 exons. Gene Ontology annotation, biological process: regulation of transcription by RNA polymerase II. Bases 963 to 1757 code for a protein of 264 amino acids. The record is from RefSeq and is a predicted model, not a curated record. Lineage: Eukaryota; Metazoa; Chordata; Actinopteri; Clupeiformes; Engraulidae.